GUAUAUUACUUAUUUGCUUAAUAUACUAAUACUAUGUUAGUGAUGCUUCAUUUGGCCAUUUGGUAAAUCCUUUUUUUUUUUUACUUUUUCUUUUAAUUAUUUUUUAUGCAGAUGGGAAAUGUAUCCGUAUGUAUGGUGAUAGUUUCUAAUAGAUAAUGGAAAACCAUUUUUCCUGCGCGAAAUGAUUAAUGGGUAGAAUGAAAAUUGGGUUCUAUUACUUAAUACUAGUCUUUCAUUUGUCUAGUGAUAUUACAUAUAGAUUAUUUAAAAAAAAUUAAAAUGAUUUCGAGUUCUUAUGUUAUUCUUUGUGUGGCCGUAUGACUUUUUUAAACAAUAGAUAAGUCAACUAUUUUGCCAUAUGCUAAUGCAAAAGGAGAAUACUUUUACGGUUGUUAAUCGAACCGUGAGACGAUUUGACAGACUUGACUAAAUUGUUAACAGUUCUCAAUUAUCAACGCUAGUGAGUUUUUCCCGAUACAAAAUUGGGUAUUGUACAAUUUUUUUUUUCUUUUUUCAAAAAAAUUAUAUUGGCCUUUUCUAAAAGAAAAAUGAUUGUGGGGUUCUUAAUUUUAUUACUACUACAUUUCAGUAACUUCAGUGUUGAAGACAUUUAUGGACAAAGGUAUUGUGACCAUUUGGUUUAGACAAAUUAGAUUUAAGUUUGAUUUUGAUAUAGUAUGUGCAAUUUGGAUUACAACUAAAAGCCGAUAUUAGGAAAUAGGAAUACUCUAUACUCUAAGAGAAGGGCAAUAUGGUCAUUAAGAGAAGGACGCUUUGAUUGUGUCGGUGACAUGUAGCACACGUCCUCUCCACUCUGCAUUCAUUGGUUGGUGGGGUUUGUUUUGCGUAAAUUAUUUGUAUGAUCAUUAUUGGAGCCGGAUGUCAUGUGACUUGCCAUGUGAUACGAUAAUGAACAUUGAAAACAGAGGUUGUAAUGUCACUCUUUGUAGCAGCAUCCCACAUGACUCUUCCUCCUACAUCAUUUACCUCUCUACUAUAUGAAGACAUUGUGCAGUUGGAAUGGUUAUCCACUUUUGUGGAGGACUCUUUCUCCGGUAGGAGCCUUACCAUGAAGAAGGUGGAGCUCCCCACCACCACCACCACAAUCAAGGAGGAUUUGACUCGUUCACAAUUCCGGACAUCAAGUCCAGUUUCUGUCCUAGAGAGCAGCAGCUCUUGCUCCAGGGAGAAGGUUGUGGCUCAAUGCCCGGAGAUUUAUAUCCCAGUGGUGCCUUGUGGACGUGCGCGAAGCAAGCGGCAGCGCCCGUCGAGCUUCAAGGCACAUCCGGUGAUGCAACUCAUCUCCCCUGCUUCCUCUGUUGGUGAGAACACACAGCCUAAUGUCAUUCUUAAGGCUUCUUCAGAUUCUGAGAAUUUCGCGGAGUCUCAUCCUGGAAUCAAGUUAGCAAAGCAAGCUUCUGGAGAGCACAAGAAGAAAAAGAAAACCAAAGCACCUAAUCCUUUAACUGAAGAUGAUGAUCAUGAUACUAACCAGAAUAGUGCGGCAGCUAGGAAAUGCAUGCACUGUGAGAUAACCAAGACACCACAGUGGAGGGCAGGGCCAAUGGGGCCAAAAACACUCUGCAAUGCCUGUGGUGUUCGCUACAAGUCGGGCCGCCUCUUCCCCGAAUACCGGCCUGCUGCCAGUCCAACGUUCUGCCCUGCCGUGCACUCCAAUUCACACAAGAAGGUCCUUGAAAUGAGAAACAAAUUUGGCUUCUCAACUGAUUCAGAUGCUUCUCCUGAACUCAUUCCAAACACUUCAAGACUUGGAUUGGAAUACAUGUGAUAGGGGCCAAUGAUUCUAGUUGGACAAUUUCUAUCUCAAUAUAUCUUUAUUUAGAAUCAUGAUUUCAGUUAUUUUCUUAUUAGUAUUAUUUCUUAGUUAAUUGGAUUUUUGUACAGUGCUGGAAUGGGGGGUUUAUAGGAGCCAUAGUUGAUGAUGAUGAUGAUGAUAAUCAUAAUUUAGCUAUUAGAAGAGGAUUAAUAUGAGAACUGAAGAAAAAGGGUAGAGUAUUUGCAAGUCAGAAAGGUUAGAGUUUUUAGUCUAGCAGUUGUAGUAAUCAAUAGGCAUUGGAAUCCCCCAGUUGUAGCGUUAUACUUUUAUUCAUUUCAUUUUUGUUUUUGGUUUCUGUUUCUAAUAUAUCUCUUCUACCAAUUAUUUCUGA
Molecule: messenger RNA, 2168 nt
Organism: Arachis ipaensis
Lineage: Eukaryota; Viridiplantae; Streptophyta; Magnoliopsida; Fabales; Fabaceae
Source: RefSeq, a predicted model, not a curated record